Symbiodinium sp. CCMP2456 is the source of this 1392-nucleotide messenger RNA. Lineage: Eukaryota; Dinophyceae; Suessiales; Symbiodiniaceae. The record is from the annotation of a GenBank genome assembly.
AUGCGAGCCAUCUCGAUGCGGAAGACGUUGCAACGAGCUGCCAGGCUUUGGCGCUUGCGACCUCCAGCUUUGAGCUGGGAGAAGCGGGCACGCCUUUACGACGCCUCCAGCCCGACAGAUGCCUUCGACGUGUUCCUGUCCCACACCUGGCUGACAAGUGGGUGGUUGAAAGCCUUGUCGUUACUCAUUCGAUUCGGCUGGCCGACUCUUUUGCUCGGAUGGCUUAUCGGUGCAGCUAUAUCCUUUCCUCUCUGUUUGACAGGGAUUCUGCCUCAGUUCAGAGGCACGCGCGUGGUUUUGGAUUCUGAACCUGAGAUUCCAGAUGGCUAUUGGGUCCUCAUCUUCUCCACUGCUGGCGCCUUGUUGGGCCUCCUUGCGUUUCCUUACUUGCCCAGCCGUUCGGAUCGAUGCUUCUUGGACUUUGUGUCUAUCAGCCAGACCAACGAGCGGCUCAUGCAAGGGGGGAUCGACAACAUCGGCAACUUCCUGGCGGCCACCGCUGAACUGCGGGUUCUUUGGAGCGAGCCCUACCUGACGAGGAUUUGGUGCAUCUUCGAGCUUGCGGCAUUCCGCAAGAUGAACCCGAAGGGAAAGAUCCGCGUGGUACCGCUCCGGGUCGAUGCGGCUUGUGGCCGGGUGUUUCUCUUUGCUUUGUUAGUUGCUAUUUUUUACCCAUCCAUUCGUGGCGGUUUCCGGUCCCGCAGUGUUUGGUUUCUCGCUGUCGUCUCCUUCGUCUUCUUGGCCUUCGGUGUUGCGCUGGUCCGCGUUGUCGUGCAGUGCCAACGAUGCGUGCAGAAGAUGAUGUUCCAGCUGUCUACGUUUGAUGUCACAACAUUGCAGUGCAGCAAGCAGCGGGACAAGGAAAGCAUCCACGCGGCGAUCGUGCAUUGGUACGGCAGCUUGGACGCCUUCACCGCUCACGUGCGCGGGCCCUUCCGCAUCGAGGUGCUGACGCUCAUGCGAUCUGAGGGUAUCAUUCCCUUCGGCUACAUUCUGGUCGGUUUGGCCUCUGCUGCUGCUUUGCCGCUGGGGAACCUGAACUCUAUGUUGGUUGUGGGUGCCUCCUGGGAAAGCUGGCUGAUCUAUGCCCUGGCCUUUCUGGUGACCUUGGACAUGAUUUGGUUCCCCUCCGCGACUUUCCUGGCCAUCACGGCCUGCGAGUAUGUGAUCUGGUCCGAGCAGAAGUACAAGCUGUGUAGGUACUCGGCGAUCGGCGUGAUGUUUGCCUUCCUCAUGCUCGCAGGCAUCGUUGCUUCUUCCUUGGCGCUCAGCUCAUGGGUCGGUGUCUUGUCGUGGCUGUGCGUGGCUACGGUCUUCGCCGGCUUCUCCUGGCGGAUUUCAAAGGCUUCCGCGAUGGCCUCCACGGAACUCGAAAGGCGUCUCGAUCUGUGA